Messenger RNA from Cylindrotheca closterium, 396 nucleotides. The record is from the annotation of a GenBank genome assembly. NCBI's taxonomy places the organism in Eukaryota, Bacillariophyta, Bacillariophyceae, Bacillariales, Bacillariaceae.
AUGUACGCAAGACCAAAACAUGCUAAGAAACACCUAACAGCGAUAGUCAGCAGAUCCAUCAACCCAUUCACAACGCUACCGAUCCCAACAGGAGAAGACUGGCGAGAGAAAUGCAACGGAGACCCAGACAUCAGCCACAUCAUCAAGGCAAUCCGCAACAACAAAAAGGUAGACAGAUCAAAGCUCACAAACCCAACGUAUGCCUCAGAACUCAACAGAGGUAAGCUAGAGAUUGAAAACGGCAUCCUAGUAUACCAAUUCAAAGAACCGAAGUUGGCACCAAUGCGUCAACUACGACGAGCGGUCGUCCCACCAAGAUUGAGAGCCACAAUCAUAGCAGCAUACCACGCAUCACCAAUGGCAGGAUGGCAAAGGAUAUCAGAGAAGCAGUCCUAG